AUGCAUUCCUCGUGGUUCUCGUACCCCAUCUCGAGGCCGUUCCCGUUCCGAUGGUUUACUCCGGUAGCUAUCGUUGGCGGUCUAAUAUUGACAGUCCUGUUUACGAUUGUCAAUCUGGCGUCGAGUGCGUUCUACCUCAAGCCGGAGUUUACUCAGAAUCCCAAUGGUACAAUGACUCAGUCAGUCCGAUGGUUCAUGAAAGCACCGUUGAACUGGGAUAACAAUAUGAAGGUCAAAUGCCAGCCUAAGAUAUUAUCUGUCGGUGAUCGCGUUUUCUCCACCAACCUUGGUUUUCAAUAUUCCGUCAAAGCAAUCACCUCAUCAGACGAUGACUCAGACUUUCGAAAGACAUAUCCUUCAAUUGCGUAUUUAAAUAACACUCUUGAAGACUGCUACCUCACAAAGGUCGACAUUAAUCUCCGAAAAUCAGAUGCUAGGGCUUCAAAUAGCUGGUGGCUCUCUUGGAUAACGACUUUCACUGACGCUACAGCUUCUUGCAAUGUCAUGACAAGCGAGGGCUUGGUGAACAUUACCCUUGGUGUUGAAUAUACUGGUCAGAGUGAUCAUAUAUAUGAUUACGUUAUUGAGGAUGAUUACAAGGCUCAUGCUAGUACCUGGUGGGGAACAAGAUUGUUGAAUGUAUAUUUUACAGGUAUUUUGUCAACUAUGUCGCAGACUCAAGAUCUGGGAGAUGAUUCAUAUUGGAUGACGGGAGGGAUCACGUUCACAACGAAUCCGGACACAAAGGACAUUCGUGAUCCGAGAUUAUUCAACCUCGCAGGAUGGUUUCUUUCCUCUGAUGGGUUCAUACAAAACGAACCUCUCAACGACACGUUUUUCAUAAAGAGUGACUCAAAGAAUCAGUUUGUCCCAGUUGUAUGGGAAAGCCUCCACUACACAAGGAUUCUUCACUCCCUUAUUGCCGUUGACCUAGGAAACAAAAACGCCCCCAACCUGCUUUUGGACAAAAAGGAUCUUCAAUACGCCAUCCUCCCACCAGAUGACCCAAAUCGAAAAAAGGGCUCUUUUCUAAACGGCUCAUCAUUGACGGGACAAGCUACACGCUAUGCCCAGAUUCCAACGCCAGGAGCACCUAUUCCACCAACGGAUAAGAACCUUGUUCUUCUAAACGAAACUUAUGACCGGUUCGCUAGUGAAAUGGGACCACUAGAGUGUAAGACUGCGACGAUCGUUUCGCAAUAUCUCUGCUCUGUUCCGCAGAGUAAAAGUCCGGGCAUAAUGCUCUUGGCGAUACUGCUGGCAGAUCUGGUGUUUCUGCAAGCGGCGUGGGUAAUUUAUAAUUGGAUUGCUGGCGGGAUGUUGUCUGAGACUCAGAUGAGGACUUGUCAAGGCUGUACUGGAGGUCCUGUUCAGAUUGUUGAGAAGGAGGGGCUUUUGGGUGAGGGGAAGACCACGGUGACUUCAGGGAGCUAUGUGAGUGUUAGUACUGAUGAAGGGGCUGGUAGUAAUCUGCUGGUAAGGGAGGCUAAGUGA
Fusarium redolens is the source of this 1494-nucleotide messenger RNA. RefSeq lists its product as uncharacterized. Bases 1 to 1494 code for a protein of 497 amino acids. Lineage: Eukaryota; Fungi; Ascomycota; Sordariomycetes; Hypocreales; Nectriaceae. The transcript is spliced from 5 exons. The record is from RefSeq and is a predicted model, not a curated record.